Molecule: messenger RNA, 3946 nt
Organism: Perca fluviatilis (European perch)
Lineage: Eukaryota; Metazoa; Chordata; Actinopteri; Perciformes; Percidae
Product: multimerin-2-like
Molecular function (GO): protein binding
Source: RefSeq, a predicted model, not a curated record
AUGAAGACAGACAGAGUGAAGGAGGAGAGGAGGAGUGAAGGAGUGAAGGAGAGAAGGAGUGAAGGAGUGAAGGAGAGAAGGAUGUCUGUCUCUCUCUCUCUCUCUCUCUCCCUUCCUCUCUCUCUCUCUCCCCCCCUCCCCUCUAGCUGUUUAAAAGCAGCCGGUGGGCGUGCGAGCCUCCACUCAGCAGACAUGACUGCAGUGGGAGGACUGGUGCUGGUUCUGGGUUUACUGGUGAGCGCUCGCUGUGAGGUGAGAGCUCGAGACCCCGAGGUAGAGGAGGAUGAGGAGAGAGGAAGAGGGGGGGAAAGGGGGGGAGGAGGGGGAGGAAGGGGAGGAGUCGAGGGAGGAAACUACCCAGCACGAACCGGGAACUGGUGUGCGUUCGUGCAGAGGCGUGUGGUUACCACGGCGGCGGUGUGUGGAUCAGAGAAGUAUGUCAUGAAGUCUCAGAGUCCGUGUCCGAGCGGGGCGCCCGACUGCCAGCUGCCCAUGUACAAGCUGUCCUCGCGGCCGCUGUACAGGCAGAAGCAGCAGAUCUACAGCGCUCUGCUGUGGCACUGCUGUCCGGGAUACGGCGGACGCAACUGUGAAGACACGGUCUCUGACACACAGCGGGAUUCUGCAAGCUCGGAUCUGGUCGGAGGAUCUGGACCGGUGAGACCAGAGCUCCAUGUUCCAGGUGUGCAGCUAGAGCGGCUCCAGCAGCGCGACGACCCGAACCGCGAACAGAACGACCACGAGGCGCCGUACCACACCGGCGACCCGGACAGCCCGCACACCACCCCACCGCCCGCCCAUCGCACCCCACCCCCAGCUCUGCACCGCGACCACGGCCGCCAUCACACAGCGCACGCCCAUCGCACCCCAGCCCCCGCCCUGCAACCGGACCACGGCCGCCAUCACACAGCCCCAGACCUGCACCGGGACCACGGCCGCCAUCACACAGCCCCAGACCUGCACCGGGACCACGGCCGCCAUCACACAGCCCCAGACCUGCACCGGACCACGGCCGCCAUCACACAGCCCCAGACCUGCACCGCGACCACGGCCGCCAUCACACAGCGCGGCCAUCGCACCCCAGCCCCCACCCCGCAACCGGACCACGGCCGCCAUCACACAGCGCACGCCCAUCGCACCCCAGCCCCCGCCCUGCGCCGGGAGCACCAUCACACAGCGCACGCCGCUGGGAGCGCCCACGACCAUCAGCACCACCUCGACCACGGGCCGCAGGAACUCCGCCUUCCUGACACUGCCACCCUGCCAGACGCCCCAGCCGCAGCUACCAUCCCAUACCCAGACUUCCCCAGUGGCGACUCACACCCAGACGCCAAUGCCCGCUCAUACCCAGACCUCAAUGCCCGCUCAUACCCAUACGUCGAUGCCCCUCCAUACCCAGAUCCCGAUGACUUUCCAUACCCAGAUGCCCCUGCUUCCCUUCCUGUCCCCCACAUUAUGGCGCUGGUGAUGUCCCAGCUGCAGCCAGUGCUGCAGGGCUUUAACCACUCCCUGGAGCACCUGAGCCGGCAGGUAGGAGAGCUGGCGCGGGACGUGGCCGAGCUGAAGAGCAGCCGGCUCGUGGCCGAGCCUCAGCCGCCGCAGUCGUCGCACCACGUGGUCCAACCGGACCUCGCCGAGGCAGCGGACGAGCGGCUGGACGCCAGACUGGAAGAGGCGUUUGAGCACGUCAGGGAGGUCCAGAGGCAGCUGGAGAGCCAGCGAAGAGAAAUGGAGAUCAGGCUGCACUCCCAGCAUGCAAUGCUGCAGUACAACCUCACCAUGUUCAAGAUGGACAUCGACAUGAAGCUGAAACGCCACCAGAAGAUGCUGCAGGUCAGUCUGCAGGCCAUGAAUGCCACACUAACGGAGCUGAACCAGAACCAGGAUCAGUAUCCGGACCAGGACCAGGACCAGGACCAGGACCAGGAUCAGGAUCAGGAUCAGACCGCUGAGGAACUUGCCCCUCACCCACUGCCGCCACAGCCCUCGGACACCGCGGCGCUCUGGGAGGCGGUGGAGCGACUAGACAAUAUGGUCGUCAACAACACGGUGAAGGUGGAAGGGCUGGUGGAGGAUGCGGAGGUGACAGCGGGCAGCGUGCAACAGCUGCGCCGGGACAUUAAACAUCUGGAGAAGCUGAUCAACGCCACGGCGAGAACGGGCCAGGUGCAGUUCAUGGAGACGGUGCUAGAGGUGGAUUUGGCACGGGCCACGGUGCUGCAGCGCGUUAGCGAGCUGGCGGCGAACCUCAGCGCGUACGGCGAGCGGCUGAUCGAGACGGACUCGGACGUCGACCAUCUGUACAUAGCGUUCUACAAACGCAACACGUCCGCAGGCUGCGACUGCGCCGCGCUGUGGGCCACCGUGGCGACGCUGGAGAGGGGCGUGGCCAACGUGACGCAGCUGGCCAAUGAAAACAGAGCAGCGCUGGACGAGGAUGGGGGGGCGGGGCAGUGGUCGGGGGGCGGAGAAUGGGAGCCCGCCGUGGAGGCACUGCAAUACGCCCUCCAGCAGGUGAGGGAGUCCGUAGCGUCCGUGGCGUCCGAGCAGAGCGGCAGCCAGUCUCUGGACCAGCGCCUGACGCAGCUGAGCCGCUCGCUGGCGGCGGCGCUGGCCGACGUCUCGGCGCUGAUGGAGUCUGAAAGGAAGCAGCGCGACGAGAUGCAGCGGCUCUCCGCCUCCUUCCGCUCGCUGCUGACGGACGCCGUGCGCCACAGCGACGUGCUGGAGAUACUGCUGGGCGAGGAGGUGCUGGAGUUCCUGGACUGGCCCGUCCAAGACCAGGAGGCGCACAGCGUCCCCGCGCUGAAGGAGACACUGAGGGGACACGAGCAGAGCAUCGCCGCCCUGCUGGACAGAAACACAGGAGACAGAGAGGAGCUCCCGUCAGCGGACCAGCCCCCCCCCUCCUCUUCGCUCCUCUCUGACGGAUGGCGUCCGGCCAGCGUUACGAAGAACGGCGCCGGCGGUGCAGCGCGGGAACGCCAGCGCCUCCUACAGGCCGACGGCGGUGACCUCUGGAACCUCGAGAAAACGGUGGAGGAGCUGAAGAUAAAGGUUCUGCAGCUGGAGGAGACGUUGGCGCCCAGCGGAGGCGCCGCGGUGCUGCAGGCGGAGGUGACGUGGCUGAAGCGCGGCCUGGAGGAACAUCUGCGAACGUUUAAGAACGUGUUCAGCAACGCUGACGUGCUGGCCGGCUCGGCCGCCACGCUGGAGCUGGACAAACUGUGGCAGCUGCUGCAGAGCAGAGACGAUAAGAAAGAGAAGAAGAAGAAAGGAGGGAACCAUCGCAGCCGGAGGGAGACGACAGGUGUCGCUCCGGUCCCGUCCAGCCAAUCAGGAGCCUCCGUGAUGCUGGCGGCCGGAGGAGACGCUCGGCGGAGGAGGCCCGGCUGGAACUGAACAGGAGCUUGGGCGGAGUCAGAGGACAAUGUGUUCGACCAAUCAGAGGAAAGAUCUCGGGGAGUUCAAACCUAUUUUACACUGUUUGCUUUGGAAAAAAGCGACAAAAAUGAAAAAAAUAAAAAAUGACAAAAAGAAGCAUGAAAAAAAAAUCCUAUUUGUGUCAAAAAAGCGCCUUAAACUUCUGAGGGAGGAGUCAGAGGGCUGCUCCACUCGACCACCUGACGGCGCUGUCGACCAAUCAGAGGAAAGAUCAGAGACUCUGGGAGUUCAGACUUAUUUAAACAAACUGAAGCUCCCUUCAACAACCUGUCAGCUGUCAGAAAAACACACAUAGGACCCUAUCCUGCACCCGGCCGGCGCAAAGCCCGUCCCAAGUAUCUUUGCUAGUUUAAGGCCGACCCAGUUGUCAGUUUACCGUCCAGCGUCUGCAUCAUUUAAAUAGCAAAUGCACCUGCACCCAUCUGUGGCCCAUGGGUCUUACAGGGAGGUGUGAUCAGGUGCAUUCUGGGCGUGCUGGUCUUACAGGGAGGUGUGUUCAGGU